Molecule: messenger RNA, 1808 nt
Organism: Zea mays
Lineage: Eukaryota; Viridiplantae; Streptophyta; Magnoliopsida; Poales; Poaceae
Biological process (GO): sterol metabolic process; multicellular organism development; brassinosteroid homeostasis
Molecular function (GO): heme binding; oxidoreductase activity, acting on paired donors, with incorporation or reduction of molecular oxygen; iron ion binding
Source: RefSeq, marked provisional
GGCGAGGGAGCUCACCAGGAGAGAGGGGCCUGUGUGAGCAUUGAGCAAAGCAAACGAAGCAGUACAUACAUCUCUCGCUCGCAGAGGCCCGGCCGGCCGGCUCCAUGCAACAAGGGACGACGAGCGGUGGCGGUGGGCGAUGAUGAUGAUGAUGGCGGGGGAGCACGUGCUGGCCGCUCUGGCCACCCUGCUUCUGGCCUCGCUCCUGACCCUGGUGCUGAACCACUUCCUGCCCUUGCUUCUGAACCCCAAGGCCCCCAGGGGAAGCUUCGGGUGGCCGCUCCUCGGCGAGACGCUCAGGUUCCUCACGCCGCACGCCUCCAACACGCUGGGCGGCUUCCUCGAGGAUCACUGCUCCAGGUAUGGGCGGGUGUUCAAGUCCCACCUGUUCUGCACCCCGACGGUGGUGUCCUGCGACCAGGACCUCAACCACUUCAUCCUGCAGAACGAGGAGCGGCUGUUCCAGUGCAGCUACCCGAGGCCGAUCCAUGGCAUCCUGGGCAAGUCCUCCAUGCUCGUCGUCCUGGGCGAGGACCACAAGCGCCUCAGGAACCUCGCCCUCGCCCUCGUCACCUCCACCAAGCUCAAGCCCAGCUACCUAGGCGACAUCGAGAAGAUCGCGCUGCACGUCGUCGGCGCAUGGCGACGGCACGGCGGCGUCAGGGUCGUCGCAUUCUGCGAGGAGGCAAGAAAGUUCGCAUUCAGUGUGAUAGUGAAGCAGGUGCUGGGGCUGUCGCCAGAGGAGCCGGUCACUGCAAGGAUACUCGAGGACUUCCUGGCCUUCAUGAAGGGCCUCAUCUCCUUCCCCCUCUACAUCCCAGGGACCCCAUAUGCCAAGGCUGUCCGGGCGAGAGAGAGGAUAUCCAGCACUGUGAAGGGCAUCAUCAAGGAGCGGAGGAGCGCUGGGUCAUGGAACAAGCAGGGCGACUUCCUUGACGUGCUGCUGUCAAGCAACGAGCUAUCUGACGAGGAGAAAGUGAGCUUUGUGCUGGACUCCCUGCUGGGAGGGUAUGAGACCACCUCGCUCCUCAUCUCCAUGGUCGUUUAUUUCCUUGGCCAGUCUGCUCAAGAUCUGGACCUGGUUAAGAGGGAGCACGACAGCAUAAGAUCCAACAAAGGCAAGGAGGAGUGCUUGACUUCAGAAGACUACAAGAAGAUGGAAUAUACCCAACAAGUCAUCAACGAGGCGCUGAGAUGCGGCAACAUCGUCAAGUUCGUCCACCGGAAGGCGCUGAAAGACGUCAAAUACAAAGAGUAUCUGAUUCCAUCUGGCUGGAAGGUCCUACCGGUCUUCACUGCCGUUCAUCUGAACCCCUCACUUCAUGGAGACGCGCAGCAGUUUCAGCCCUGUAGGUGGGAGGGCACAAGCCAAGGGACAAGCAAGAGGUUUACACCGUUCGGUGGUGGCCCCCGGCUCUGCCCAGGAUCAGAGCUCGCUAAAGUGGAGACUGCUUUCUUCCUCCAUCACCUUGUCCUCAAUUAUAGAUGGAGAAUUGAUGGCGAUGACAUUCCAAUGGCAUACCCGUAUGUGGAGUUUCAGAGAGGUCUGCCAAUAGAAAUCGAGCCAACGUCCCCUGAAUCUUGACUGUCCUGGAGCUACAGCCAUCAGUUAUCACACCAGAGAGAAAAGGGGAAGGUGCAUGGAGUAUACAUGAAUGGUCAGUGACAGAUCUCACAAGUGAAGGAACACUGAGGGCGCGUGCUAGUAGCUAGCAUAUGAGGCAGCUGAGACUGUAAUUUAAUGUACAUGGUGUAGAUAUAUUUUGUCCAUGGCAAUUGCUUGAAGUGGCUGAUUCACUUCACCCUGU